AUGCCUCCCGGAAUUAAACAGGACCUUAACCGGUCCGGGUGGGAAACAACCGAUUUCCCCUCGGUUUGUGAAAAUUGCCUCCCGGAGAAUCCUUAUGUGCAAAUGAUCAAGGAAGAUCAUGGUGCAGAAUGCAAGAUUUGUACACGUCCUUUUACCAUCUUUCGCUGGAAGGCCGAUCGGACUGCGCGCACCAAGCGGACCAACAUUUGCUUAACAUGUGCACGAUUAAAGAACUGCUGCCAGUGCUGCAUGCUUGACCUGUCAUUCGGAUUGCCAAUUGUCGUCCGUGAUGCUGCGCUCAAAAUGGUAGCUCCGGGACCUGAGAGCACAAUCAACCGCGAAUAUUAUGCCCAAGAGCACGAGAAGGAGCUGGAAGAAGGCCGCGGCGCGGUGGAAGAGUACGAAAAGACGGACGAAAAGGCACGCGAACUUUUGCGACGACUCGCAAAUAGCGAACCCUAUUAUAGAAGGCCACGACGACUGGAAGGCCCUUCGGAAGAUGGAGAAACCGAGACUCAAGCGGCCGAAUCGUCUCAAGCCCCUCAGGUACACAGUCGAUACGGAAAUGGACCUGGCCCAAUCCGAACAAGCGAAAGCAGAAGAGGCACACCCUUACCUGGUCGAGGAGGGGGAAACAUGCGCGGAGGCCGCGGGGGUGGUCGUGGAGGCCGUCCGUUCCCCGGUACAGCCCAGGUUCCACCAUCGGCGGAAGACAUUCUCCCCCCUGCAGACCCAAAUGUCACGUCGCUUUUUGUUACUGGUGUCGAAGAUGAUCUCCCUGAGCACGCGGUCCGCUCUUUCUUCACACAAUUUGGCCAGCUCCGAUCCUUAAUCUGCUCUCACCGUUCUCACUGUGCAUUUGUCAACUAUGCCAGUCGUGAGUCAGCUGAAGUCGCCGCGAGGCAGUGCCAGGGUAGAGCAGUCAUUGAAGGUUGCCCUCUCCGUGUUCGAUGGGGAAAGCCCAAGCCCUUGGACAACCUGGAUCGGGAGGAACGCUUGAGAAAUGCCCGGGAUGGCCGUAAAGUUGCGCCUCCGGCGGGAGGUGCAGACAAGGGGAAGAGAGCUAUUACUGCUGGUGAAGAGCCCGCAAAGGAAGCCAAACCCCGCAGUUAUGCGGUCGCCCCUCCUCCGGGCACCGGUGAUAUCCAGUACUCAAGCUUGUCUGGUGAUUAA
This is a messenger RNA of Aspergillus wentii DTO 134E9, 1173 nucleotides long. It is a transcript of the gene slt11, whose product is annotated as Pre-mRNA-splicing factor ECM2. NCBI's taxonomy places the organism in Eukaryota, Fungi, Ascomycota, Eurotiomycetes, Eurotiales, Aspergillaceae. Gene Ontology annotation, cellular component: U2-type catalytic step 2 spliceosome; U2-type catalytic step 1 spliceosome; Prp19 complex. The coding region runs from base 1 to 1173 and encodes 390 amino acids. The transcript has 2 exons. Gene Ontology annotation, molecular function: U6 snRNA binding; pre-mRNA binding. The record is from RefSeq and is a predicted model, not a curated record.